AGCCAAAAAAAUUCUCAGUAUGGAGUAGAAAUAAUUAGGACAGUUGCCAAACAUAAAAUCUUCUGUUUCUGCCUGAAAUAACUGGCAGUUUCUAUUCCUAGGUUAUUCAAUCAAUUCCCUCUUGUACAUCACUUUUACCUUUUACUCCAUCACUGCAUUUAUACCCCACCAAUACCAUACAGAUUGAAAGUUAGGUAAAAGAAGACUGGUAAAUAUGAACAUUAAUUCAAAUAAAUAAAUAAAUAAAAAUUUCCAACAGUAAUAUCCACAAUGCUCCUUUCGAUUCGUACAUACGAGUAAUAUUCGCGAUGCUAGGUGUUCUCGGUUUGAAACCAAAACAUCUCUAAAAGAAUUUCUUCUCUUCGAGUUUUACGAGAUGGACUUCGUUUUAAUCCAUGUUGGAGCCAUGGUUUCUACUCUUCUCUUCUUAGCCUUGCUCUGCAAUCUAUGGAGGAAACAUCCUCGCACUAAAUCGAACAAUGUCAAGAAAACCUCUUCUCCACCUCAACCAAUAGGUGCGUGGCCUAUUGUAGGCCACCUUCAUCUUCUAAAUUGCCAAAACCACAUAGCUCAAGCUCUAGCGGCACUUGCCGAUAAAUACGGGCCCACCUUCACUCUCCAGCUCGGCAUGCAAAGAGCGGUUUUCGUGAGCAGUCACGAAGCUAUCAAAGAAUGGUUCACGGUCAAAGAUAAGUUGUUCGCACAUAGACCGAAAUCUAGUGCAGGAGAACACCUAGUUUAUAAUAAUAAUUAUAAUAAUCAUGAAGCAGACUUUGGUUUCAAAGAUGGUCCGUAUUGGAGUGAAAUGAGAAAGCUCCUUUCUUUAGAAGCUAUCUCAAAACACUCGAACAAAAUCGGAGUUUAUGACGUUAUUAACACAAGCAUCGGAAGAUUGUACUUUGGAGCAAAAAGUGCGAGGCCGGUUAAAGUAAUAAUCAGGCAUUGGGUUGAAGAAAUGACUUCAGACAUAGUUGUGAGGUUGAUUGUUGGAAAAAGAUACGAAAUUGGAGAUCGAGCAAGUGAAGAAGAGAGUUUCAGAAGAUUAAUCAGAGAAGUUGCUGAGUUAUCGGGGCAAUUUGUGCCGUCUGAUGUGAUCCCGAUUCCGCUUUUGAGAUGGAUGGAUUUCGGAGGGAAGAUCAAGGACAUGAAACGAGUGUCGAAAGAACUGGAAUGCUUAAUCGAGGACUGGAUCGACGGUCACGAUUUCUUCGAGAAAAGACUCACGAGAGGUGAAGGUACAGAUGAUUGGUGCUUCUUAGAUGUGAUGCUUUCCUCAGUCGAUGACAGGUUCAAGUUUAUUGCACCACAGGAAACUAUCAUCAAAACCUUUGUAGUGAGUAUGAUGUCUCUGGUUCAAUCAUGCAUGCAGAAUGUCAUACUAGGAUUGGACACAACAUCUGUGUACCUGACAAGGUUGUUGUCAGCGGUUAUAAGCAACAAGGAAGUAAUGAAACUAGCACAAGAAGAGAUAGACAUGAAAGUAGGCAAGCAAAGAUGGGUGCAAGAAUCUGACCUGAACGACUUACCUUACCUCUACGCGGUCAUCAAAGAAACUCUGCGCCUCUAUCCGCCUCUCCCCUUAACCUUACCGCACGAGGCGUCGGAAAACUGCCAGCUCAGCGGCUAUCUCAUCCCCAAAGGCACUCAGCUGUUUGUAAACCUGUGGAAGCUUCACCGGGACCCACAGUUCUGGCCGGAGCCCGAAAAGUUUAUGCCGGAGAGAUUCUUGAAAGGCCAUAACGAAGAUGGUGUGGAUUUCAUCCCGUUUGGCUGUGGAAGGAGAUCGUGCCCUGGAGCCACAUUCGCUUUGCGAGUGGUUGGAUUUGCAAUGGCUCGAUUGCUUCAUGGUUUCGAUUUCGCUGCACCUGUGUGUAUGGAUGAAGGACUGUUUGACAUUACCACGGCAAAGGCAAAUCCAGUCGAAAUGAUGGUCAAUCCGCGGUUAUCUUCACAGCUGUAUGAGCAGUUGUGA
Molecule: messenger RNA, 1972 nt
Organism: Erythranthe guttata (spotted monkey flower)
Lineage: Eukaryota; Viridiplantae; Streptophyta; Magnoliopsida; Lamiales; Phrymaceae
Source: RefSeq, a predicted model, not a curated record